Molecule: messenger RNA, 251 nt
Organism: Balearica regulorum gibbericeps (East African grey crowned-crane)
Lineage: Eukaryota; Metazoa; Chordata; Aves; Gruiformes; Gruidae
Source: RefSeq, a predicted model, not a curated record
UGCUACGAGACAUCAGUGAGCGAGGCAGGGACCUCGAGCAGAUCUUAUCUCAGUACAUCACCUUCGUCAAGCCUGCCUUCGAGGAGUUCUGUUUGCCAACCAAGAAGUAUGCUGACGUGAUCAUUCCCAGAGGAGCAGAUAAUGAAGUGGCCAUAAACCUGAUAGUGCAGCACAUCCAGGACAUUCUUAACGGAGGACUCAGCAAACGCCAGAGCAACGGCUACCUGAAUGGCUACACUCCUCCCCGCCAG